UCAGCUCAAAUAGCUGAGGCAGAGUGUCAUCUGCAAGCUUCUGACAUUUGCAGGAGUCACGACAGAAUGAUGCCAGAAGGAAAAAGGAAAAGCCUCACUUUUUACCGGACUGCUGCUGUGGUUCUCACGUGUUAUUUGGUGCAGGUGACUGACUGUUAUCGAAUGACGAAAAUACAACGACGAGAAGGACGGAAAGAAGCGGACGCAGGCAAGACAAUAGGUCUCCAAGAUGGGAGGAUUGUGUUCGGGAGAACUUUUGAGAAAGGAUCACAGGUCGCAGACGGGACCAAGAAGUCUUCAAACACUUCUGUGGAGGAUGAAUCUGCUUAUCAAGCGGACUCUUGGGGUUGGUCAGAAGGACACACUGCUAAUGCUGGUGCCACAGAAGCAUUAUGGCGGCGCAUGAAUCCUUCCCUCCAGUGUGGUGCGGACCAGAUGAGGUUCAGAGCAAUGGGACCAGGAUCGUCCUCAUUUGCAGUGGAACAAGCAAGAGCCCCUGCAAUUCCUCUGACCCAGAUCCCUGCCACCUGUGGCUACAACAUGCAGAGGAACGCUCUUGGAUUUGCCAUGUUCGCUCCCUACGAUGGCUGCAACAUGGUUCAAGAGGGUGGAAGUUAUGUGCUCCCAAUGCGGUGGCAGGGAAUACCAGUCUCCCUCUGGUGUCCCAAACCUGCAGCACAACCAACUGCUGCAGCACCCACCACUGCUGCAAAACACCCAGAAAUGCCUAAAUUUCCACAAUAUCCUAUGUACCCUCCUUUCUAUCCUCUUCCAGUUACUCCAGCACCAGCCACAACAACUCGGGCACCAGCUACAACUCCAAAGCCACACAUGCCUACAUUUCCACCAUAUCCUUUCUACCCUUUUUACCCUCCUUUCUAUCCUCUUCCAGUUACUCCAGCACCAGCCACAACAACUCGGGCACCAGCUACAACUCCAAAGCCACACAUGCCUACAUUUCCACCAUAUCCUUUCUACCCUCUUUACCCUCCCUUCUAUCCCCCUACAACAGCACCACCAACAACGGCAGCGGCAACAACUAAAACUCCUGCUCCAGUGCCUCCCUUCCCUUUUCCUUGGCCCUACCUUACUCCAUUUCCUUUCAAUCCCUCCCCUCCAACUACAGCACCGCCAACUACAACCGCAACGACUAAGAAACCAGCCGCCCCAACAACUCUACCUCCAGCUAGUCAUAGUCACCCACAUGGCCACUAUCCACUCCCUUACCCAUUUCCCUUUCCUCCAUUUCCCUAUCCCCAACCUCCAACUACAGCUCCGCCAACCGCAACGACUAAGAAACCAGCCGUCCCAACAACUCUACCUCCAGCUAGUCAUAGUCACCCACACGGCCACUAUCCACUUCCUUACCCAUAUCCCUUUCCUCCUUAUGCUAAUAUAGGCUAACUCACUGAACUGAUUCUAAUAAAUGGUUUGGAAAACAUCAAA
Messenger RNA from Acanthopagrus latus (yellowfin seabream), 1446 nucleotides. Its product is annotated as vegetative cell wall protein gp1-like. NCBI's taxonomy places the organism in Eukaryota, Metazoa, Chordata, Actinopteri, Spariformes, Sparidae. Bases 67 to 1404 code for a protein of 445 amino acids. The transcript is spliced from 4 exons. The record is from RefSeq and is a predicted model, not a curated record.